Messenger RNA from Dracunculus medinensis (Guinea worm), 618 nucleotides. NCBI's taxonomy places the organism in Eukaryota, Metazoa, Nematoda, Chromadorea, Rhabditida, Dracunculidae. The record is from the annotation of a GenBank genome assembly.
AUGAUCGGGCGGUUUGUUGCCCAGUUUGCAUCUAAGGUCCUAUCUACUGUGGUAGAUCAUUGUUUCGAUGGGUCUGGUGUAGUGCUUACUCCUCUUGUGCUGUUACAAUCAAUGCUUCAUUGUUGCCUUUUAAUCCUUUCGGACUUCGCCAAAUGCUCGGAAGAUUUUGCAGAAUUUGAAUCUGCUUUAUCUAUAACAGUUGGAGCCUCGUGGAGUCUUAUCUUAUCUUGUAUUGAACCACCAGCUAUUCUCAUUUUAUAUAAACAUACAUUAUCUUGUCUGCUCCGUGUAAGGUUGAUUCCAGUAGCUCGUUUGAUAUCAGACUGCUCUGCUCCUACAACAGCUGGCGCUGUUCCAGUAGCCCAUUUGUCAUCAGAUGACCCUGGUUUCUCAGCAUCCUUCUUAAUUCGAGCCAGAAUGACUAACAUGGGUGGUCAAAAGCAGAUAGCUUCACUGCCGUAUAGCAAGAUCAAGGGAAUUGCAUUUGUGGAUGCGGACUUUCGUCUUAAUGAUGAUUUUGCAACAACUUACGCAAGGCCUCCCCAAUCGGAAGAACAUAUUUCUGACUACCAUUAUCUGGCUUGUACUUUCGUGUUUCUCUUAGCCCUUUGGGAUUAG